Sphaeroforma arctica JP610 is the source of this 362-nucleotide messenger RNA. RefSeq lists its product as hypothetical. The annotation marks the transcript as partial. The transcript is spliced from 3 exons. Lineage: Eukaryota; Ichthyosporea; Ichthyophonida. The record is from RefSeq and is a predicted model, not a curated record.
AUGACCAGACAUGCAGCUGUGGAACUAGGGGGAACCUCUAUCCGCCUGGCAAUCUGUGAAGAUACACCCUUAAACAUCAUCGCCACCCACGAACUGAACACCACCACGCCCGACGAAAGCCUGGGCGCAUGUAACAAGUGGCUCGAGGAGAACAAGCCCUUUGUGUCCAUCGGAAUCGCUUCCUUUGGACCUGUUGACCUAGACCCAAACAGCGAGACAUAUGGCCACAUCACAACCACCCCUAAGCCCCAUUGGGGAAUGGCGGAUGUCGUUGGCAAGUUCAAACACUUCGACGUACCCAUUGGCUUCGACACUGACGUAAACGCCCCUGCUCUGGCGGAGAUCGAGUACGGAGAUCAUGG